Molecule: messenger RNA, 1812 nt
Organism: Syzygium oleosum
Lineage: Eukaryota; Viridiplantae; Streptophyta; Magnoliopsida; Myrtales; Myrtaceae
Product: type 2 DNA topoisomerase 6 subunit B-like
Exons: 12
Coding region: 78-1499 (473 amino acids)
Biological process (GO): reciprocal meiotic recombination; meiotic DNA double-strand break formation
Cellular component (GO): condensed chromosome
Molecular function (GO): protein-macromolecule adaptor activity
Source: RefSeq, a predicted model, not a curated record
UUAGCACGUUCCGUUGUUUAGGCGCUCUUUUCUCCUCUCCGCGCGUAGGAGGAGCUGCAGUCUCUCCGGCUCCGGCGAUGGGCUCCGUCCGUACGAUUCCCGACCUCUGCCGCCGGCUGAUUUCGUUCGCUUUCCGGAGGUGCCGCGCCUCCGAUGACCUGUGCCGCGUCUCCGUCGCUCUCGCCGGCUCUCCCGUCGUCCGAAUCUCCGUUUCGGACACGGGCGCUGCUAGCUGCUUGGAAGAGUUUCAGGACUUGAGAGUCACAGAUGAAGUGAUUUUCGCCGAAAAGUGGGAUGGAACGCUUUCUGUGCGAACCACUGGUGCUUCUGAUGAGGAGGUAAAUUAUUAUAACUUGAAUCUAAAAGAAGGUAGCUCGAAUGGUUGGCUAACUCGGCUCCAUUCAAUCGCUAAAAAUGGCAUGAGAUUCAGUGGGACUGAAGUGUGUCUAUCUGUCUCUGAGAAAUUUGAAGUUCUUCCGGGUGAGAUCAAGCAAUUCGUCGAGAAGAUGCUGAUUUUGAACAUCCCAAAUAUUGCGUUUGAACUGGUGGUCCAACAUGAGAAUGUUUAUAAAUCAUGCUAUGGAGAUGCUUUCCUGCCAAGUAAAAGCAUGCCUUCACCCUUUUCAGCUUCAAAUGUAGAACGUUUGAAGUAUGGCUUUGAGGAUUAUAUUUUAAAGCGCUGCAACAAUCUUAGUAACGACCUUGGUUUAUCAUUGAAUGCCAUGGAGCAUUUGAGGACUGGAAUGGGAACUAUAUGCAGCUCAAAAUUUUCUGGAAGACAAAAUCUGGGAUUAACGGUAGAUGCAGUAAUCAUCAUAAGCGAGUUUUCUGAUGAAACAAGUCCUUGUUCGAGGGAAUGUGGUCGCCAGACAGAGGUUUUGUAUUUCAAGGAUUUCUCACCUUCCCCGAUUUCCAAGUCAUCUCUUAAUGCAUUGAAGAGCAUUGAUUGGAAAAGUUAUGGUUUGACACUCGGCAACAUCAUGGAUCAAGGAGGUGGUGCCUCUCUAGAAUGGGAAAACCUGCCACCACAUGCUCAUGUUGAUGUUAUCUUCCAUUGCUAUCAAGCAGAAUAUCCGUUCCCUCCUUCGAAGCAAAAGGUCUUGUCUGAAAGAUCUCUUUUGAAGAAAGCAGCUAAACUAGCAUUGGAUGACAUGAAGGAGAAACAUUCGGGAAUUCUUCUAAGUGAUCGAGCCCUGAAGAUACAAAGUCAUGCCCCUGAUCUUGCAAGAACACUUGCUGGUCUUAUUUUGUCCUCCAAUGACAUGGAAUUCCAAGGAGAAUGUCUCUCUCUUCUUGGUUUGCAGACCGGAGUUGGAGCGGAGGUAGUUGAAGAAUGUGUCAUGGACAAGAUUAAUGCAGUUAUAGAGCUGAAUGACAGGAAACCUGAGAGAUGCAAAGAGGCUGUUCCUUUUCUUUUCGAAGAUGAUAUUCUUCAGGGAAUGGACUUCGAAGAUGAAUGUGAAGAAGGUGAGGACUCCUAUGACUCUUUAGAUAUGUAAUAAUACCAAGUAUAUCACACUCCAUAGAAUGUGGCCCAGAUCGGUAGACUCCUAGCUGGGUUUUACCUCUUGAUGAUGACCACAGGGGCUAUGAUGCAUAUGUGCCAAUCCAUUUAGAGGCAAACACUUGCUCAUUAGUUAAAUAUGACCUUGUGUCAGCUGAAGCAGCUGGACAACGAAAGUUGUUAUGCUUUUGAAAUUUUAUAGAGCUUCCUAUAUAGUCUGAAAUUUUAGGUAGACUAUUGAAGGAGAAGAUUUGCUUUUUCCCACUGUAAUAACCGGUAACAAACUGCCAUACCGGUUCACCCCAAAA